This is a messenger RNA of Thermothielavioides terrestris NRRL 8126, 693 nucleotides long. RefSeq lists its product as uncharacterized. The transcript has 5 exons. The record is from RefSeq and is a predicted model, not a curated record. The coding region runs from base 75 to 449 and encodes 124 amino acids. NCBI's taxonomy places the organism in Eukaryota, Fungi, Ascomycota, Sordariomycetes, Sordariales, Chaetomiaceae. Gene Ontology annotation, biological process: response to oxidative stress.
CGCCAAUUGAGGCAUCGAGACCACUGCCGUUGCGACGCCGACUGAACGACGACAACCGCAGCUUUCGGCCCACCAUGGCGAUCUCCCCGACUCAAUUCGCCGUCACCACGAAGCAGUCGGCCAAUUGGGCCGAGGCGAAGCAGCGGGUGCUUGCGGCAUAUCGGAACUGGAUCCGGGCGGCGCCCGAGAUACAAACCAUGUACUCCGUCCCGCAUCCUGUCUCUGCGAUUCGGUCCCGCAUCCGGCAGGAGUUUGAGCGCCACCGCUACGUCAACAAGCUGCCCGUGGUCGAUGUUCUCCUUCUUCAGAGCAAUGCCGAUUACCAAGAAACCAUGAACUUCUGGCGCCAGACGAACCACGUCAUGUCCUACUUCAAGGAGGAGAACUUCAGGGGAGAGAAGAGACUGCCGUCAAAUUUCCUUGCUGGGUUUCUGGAGGGUCGCAACUAGAAUGGCUUUUUCUGCCGCCUUAGUUUAAAUGUAUAUAAAAGAACCAUGACAUGUACCUGUCCAAACAAGCAGGCAUUGCACCCCCCAUCGUGAUGCCAACUGAGUGCAGGACCCAACCCAAACGACGCCCGAAACGCCAACCGCCUGUUUGAUCCUGAGAAAGGAGGAAUCUAUGAAGAAGCGCUGGCCAUAAAACGGUCCCUGGCUUCAAUGAACUUAUCAGCUACGACGUCACACAGCUCCU